Cinclus cinclus is the source of this 1734-nucleotide messenger RNA. RefSeq names its product transforming acidic coiled-coil containing protein 2 (gene TACC2). The transcript has 13 exons. The coding region runs from base 1 to 1734 and encodes 577 amino acids. Gene Ontology annotation, biological process: cell population proliferation; cerebral cortex development; mitotic spindle organization. NCBI's taxonomy places the organism in Eukaryota, Metazoa, Chordata, Aves, Passeriformes, Cinclidae. The record is from RefSeq and is a predicted model, not a curated record. Gene Ontology annotation, cellular component: cytoplasm.
AUGCCGCUACGGAGGCCAAAGACUAAAAAACCGGUGGAGAAGCUUGACAAUGCUCCGACCACCCCGACCAAGUCACCCGCUGAUCCAAAUGAAAUCCCCAUCACAAAAGGCUCUUACACUUUUGAUAUCGACAAGUGGGAUGAUCCCAAUUUUAACCCCUUCUCAUCCAGUACAAAAAUGCAGGAAUCGCCCAAACUGCCUCAACAAACGUACAGCUUCGAGCCGGAUAUGUGUGAGGACUCCAUUGACCCUUUCAAGUCUUCUUCUAAGAUAGCCAGCUCGCCUUCCAAAUCUCCAGCUUCCUUUGAGAUACCAGCCAGUGCCAACGAAACGAACGGAACGGAAGGAGACAGCCUGAACAAACCUGCCAAGAAGAAGAAGACGCCAUUAAAAACUGAUACAUUUAGGGUGAAAAAAUCACCAAAAAGAUCCCCACUAUCAGAACCUCCUUCUCAGGAUCCUACUCCCCUGCCAACUCCAGAAACGCCUCCUGUCAUCUCCACGGUGGUUCAUGCCACGGAUGAGGAGAAGCUGGCAUCCUCUGUGACGGGUCAGAAGUGGACCUGCAUGACUGUGGACCUGAACACGGACAAGCAGGACUACCCACAGCCCUCUGACCUGUCCACCUUCGUCAACGAGACCAAGUUCAGCUCUCCCACAGAGGAAUUGGAAUAUGGCAACUCUUAUGAAAUAGAAUAUAUGGAGAAAAUAGGCUCCUCUGUGCCUCAGGAUGAUAGUGCCCCGAAGAAGCAGUCCUUGUACCUGAUGUUUGAUGCACAGCAGGAGAGCCCAGUGAAAUCACCUCCCAUCAGAUUGUCUGACUCCACAUCUCCCUGCUCAGGGUCAAGUUUUGAAGACCCUGAAGCCCAGCAGUCCUCUGGCAUGAAAAUACCACACCCAGCUACCCGAAUUCUAGCUGCCAGCCAAGAGGCACAUUUACAGUCCCCUGACAAGGCCAAGCAGAAGGAUCUGGAGCCCAUGACUCUAGGAACAACUCCAGAGGCUAUCGAAAUCAGAGAACCUGCUAUCCCGGCAGAUGUUUCCAUCUCCAAAAGUGUACUGUACUCCCGCAUCGGCGCCUCAGACGCAGAGAGCACCACGGCUCUGCUCUACCCCCAGCAGGACUUGGACUCUGCACUCCGGCUUGCCAGAGCAGAGAUUGUGGCCAAGGAAAGGGAAGUAUCUGAGUGGAAAGAGAAAUAUGAAGAAAGCAGAAGGGAAGUGAUGGAAAUGAGAAAAAUAGUUUCAGAAUAUGAGAAGACAAUUGCUCAGAUGAUAGAGGAUGAACAGAGAGAGAAAUCUGUCUCCCACCACACUGUUCAGCAGCUCAUAGUGGAGAAGGAGCAAGCUCUGGCUGAUCUGAACUCAGUGGAGAAAUCCCUGGCAGAUCUUUUCAGGAGAUAUGAGAAGAUGAAAGAAGUCCUGGAAGGGUUUCGGAAGAAUGAAGAAGUGUUGAAGAAAUGCGCGCAGGAAUAUUUGUCACGAGUAAAGAAGGAAGAGCAGAGGUAUCAGGCACUCAAAAUUCACGCUGAGGAAAAACUGGACAGAGCCAACGCUGAAAUUGCACAAGUGAGAGGCAAGGCCCAGCAGGAGCAGGCGGCGUACCAGGCCAGCCUUCGGAAGGAGCAGCUCAAAGUGGAUGCCUUGGAGAGAACACUGGAACAAAAGAAUAAAGAGAUAGAAGAAUUAACAAAGAUUUGUGAUGAACUGAUUGCCAAAAUGGGGAAAAGCUAA